Messenger RNA from Petromyzon marinus (sea lamprey), 2270 nucleotides. RefSeq names its product radial spoke head protein 6 homolog A-like. The record is from RefSeq and is a predicted model, not a curated record. Gene Ontology annotation, biological process: cilium movement involved in cell motility; cilium assembly; axoneme assembly. Gene Ontology annotation, cellular component: axoneme; radial spoke. Lineage: Eukaryota; Metazoa; Chordata; Hyperoartia; Petromyzontiformes; Petromyzontidae.
GCCCGCGCCUAUCCGCGCUGGGAAAUGUGAACGCGGCCGCGUCGGUCGCCUGGCAACGGCGUGCGGCGGCAGCGGCGUCCCAGCGGCGGAGGUUCUCAAGGAGGAGGUUUCGGCGACUUUCGUUCAAAACUCCAUCCCCGCGUACCGCGUACCGCGAGCUUUUGCGGAGGCUUUGGGUUCGUGUAGCCGUCUCCGCGCGAGUCACACGUUAGGCGCGGGUCACCAUGGACGCGGCGGAGGGAGCGGCGGGCAUGGCGAAGCGCUGCGUGGCGGAGGAGAGCGCCAAGGCGUUCCUGCUCAAGGCGGGUGGCGACGGCGCGCAGACCUCGCUGUACGAUCACCUGGCGAGCCUCCUAUCGCGUCUGCUGGACGAGAGGCCGAAUGGAGCACUGGACAUGUUCGAGGAGCUGAGCCGUGAAGUGAAGCGCUCGCGCAUGGCAGGUGUGGCCACCACGUUCCGGGAUGAGCGGACAACCAAUGCUCAGGAUGAACUCGCAAAGCUGCAGAGAGGCCUCUUUCCAGCCGCUAAUGACAAGACAGACGACGACCCUGACGACGAGAUGGUGGAGUCUCCGCUGCCAAAUCUCCUGGAGCAGGCCUUUUACUGGGAACAAGCCGGCGUAGGGCUGGGCCGGGAGGAGACCUUCCGCAUCCUGCUCGCUCUCAAGCAGCUUGUGGACGAACAGCCACUGCAGCGCUGCCGCUUUUGGGGCAAGGUGCUGGCCACGCAAGGUGCCUACCUGGUGGCUGAGGUGGAGUUCCGCGAGGGGGAAGGCGAGGAUGAAGAGGAGGAAGGGGAGGAGGCUGAUGCCGAGAACAAAGAAGGGGGGGAGGAGACGGACAGGACGUCGCGUGGCAGGGGGGAGAGCACGAGCGGGCAGAGCGAAGGCGAAGGGAACGGGGCAGUCGAUGAUGACGAUUACCCCAAGUCCGAGUACAAGCCACCUCCCGUCACCCGCCGAGAGGCUAUGCGUUUCGGUGCUAACAGGUACACAUACUUUGUGACCAACGAGCCGGGGAAGCCAUGGGAGAAGCUGCCGUGGGUCACUCCUGCUCAAAUCGUGACGGCACGUCGCAUUCGCCGCCUCUUCACGGGGCACCUGGACGCGCCCGUGAUUUCCUACCCACCCUUCCCGGGCAACGAGGCCAACCUGCUGCGGGCACAGAUCGCCCGCAUCUCAGCGGGCACGCAGGUCAGCCCGCUGGGGUUCUACCAGUUUGAAGAAGAUGAGGAGGGAGAGGAGGAUGCAGUAGGUGGACGCGAGACCUGCAUCGAGAACCCCGACUUUGAAGGCAUUCCGGUGCGGGAGCUGGUGGACAACCUGGCUAACUGGGUGCACCACACCCAGCACAUCUUGCCACAGGGUCGUUGCGUUUGGAUCAACCCAAAGCAACGCAGUGAGGACCCGGAGGAGGAGGAACAGGAGGAGGAUGAAGAAGAUACGGAAGAGCCAGAUGAGCCAGAGCCGGAGGUGGGGCCACCCCUCCUUACACCGCUUUCAGAGGAUGCGGAGAUUGAAGGAACAGCACCAUGGACAGCCAGGCUGUCAAGCACCGCUGUGCCUCAGCAUGCCUUUUCUGUACUUCGCUCCAAUCUUUGGCCUGGCUCCUAUGCCUACUGCAAGGGGAAAAUCUUCGAGAACCUGUACAUGGGUUGGGGUGUGAAAUACGUGGCGGGCGGCUUCAGCCCUGCCCUGGUGCCAAUGCCCUGUUCGGAGUACGCGGGCGGGCCGGAGGUGGCAGAAGAAAAGGACCCAAGUGUGGAGGAGGAGCAGGCUUACCAUGACGAGGAGGCCCGCCGCGCUGCCGAGAAGGAGGAUGGGGAAGAAGAGGAGGAGGAGGAAGAUGAGCCGGAGGAAGAGGAUGACGAUUGAGGCAGCAGCGAAGCUGGGCUCCUCUGUGAAGACUAUAGCAGUCAUUGUUUUCACAAUGGUGAUGUUCCCAGUAAAACAACAACAACAUAACAGCCAACAAGAGGAAACAUAAAUCAGCAUAGACGUAAUGAAACACUUAACUUUUUGUUUCACUCAUGUUCAUUCUGAAAGUCACUGAUGUAGCAGGAAUUUUUUUUAUCCAAACUAAACCAUAAGCUGCAUUUUAAAACAUUUAAUUUGAAAUAUACCAAUCUGGAAAUGGCAAAAGCAGUUUGUGAAAACAAGUUCUAUCAGAGUUUUGGGGGUUUAAUGUAAAUGAAUUAAAAAAAUAUUUCCCGUUUUGUUUUCAUGUGCCCUCUUAUAAAUAAAAACAUCAUAAUUUGUGUUGAACAUUCA